AUGGCACCCACAUUAAAUAUUGAGCAACUGAAUAGCAAUCCUUCUCCUCAACGGAUCAUCAUUGUUGGGGGAGGUAUCGUUGGCGCAGCGCUCGCGUUCCACCUGUCCAAGGCUAAAAGUGAUUAUCACAUUAUACUCGUCGACAAAAGCCUGGAAAAUUUAUUGGGCUCCACCGGCCAUGCUCCAGGAUUCGUUGGCCAACUUAAUGAGUCGCCUGUCUUGACUCGGUUGGCCAAAGACACCGUCCAGGACUACCUCUCAAUUCCGGGUGGCUUCGAAACAGUUGGCGGCUUGGAACUUUCCUCUACGCCAUCUGGGUUGGAGAAUUUACAGCGCCGACAGGAAACAGCACGGGGGUUUAGUCUACCUGCCGAGCUUCUCACUCCAGAGGCGGCGGCGUCUCUUGCCCCAGACUUUAUCGACGCCAAAUCGGUUAGGUACUGUGUGCAUUUCCCAACCGAUGGAACCGCAAAUGCAGGCAUCAUUACUUCUUACUAUGUCGAUCAAGCUCGCACCCGAGGGGUGGAUUUCCUGGAAGAAACCGUAACAGGCUUCGCGACCAACAGAGACGAUGGAAUUUCGAAUAUAGCGACUAUCAAGACCACUAGAGGAGAUAUCAACACGGAAGGCAGUACUGUGAUUCUUGCCACUGGGAUCUGGACAUCUUCAUUAAUUGGCAACGACAACUCCCUUGUUACGCAAUUUCCGAUUCCCAUUGUCCCUGUCGCACACCCUUACACAUUUACUUCGCCUCGACCUAGACGUGUGGGUACCUCUUACCCAUUCGUUCGCUGGCUAGACCAUCACGUCUAUGCAAGAGAUCAUGGAGAUCGGGAUGGCCUAGGCACUUACGAUCAUCCCCCAAUGCAGCUUGAUCCCACCGGAAGCGCAAUUGGAGCCUGGCCGUCAAGCUUUAAUCAAGUGCUGUCAGACGCCUCUUCGAACUUGAGGAACGGAACCGAGUUCCAGGUCCAGGGACAGAGUACCCACCUAGGAGAGCCUUGGGUAGCGGACAAGCCAUUCAAUGGAAUCUUUUCCGUCACGCCUGACAACUUACCCUUUGCUGGUCGGGUGCCUGAUGUUGCAAAUCUAUGGCUUGCCGCUGCCAUUUGGGUAACAACUGCUGCUGGUACUGCUAAGCUACUGGCAAGAGAGAUUCUUGGCGAUAGUGAGCAUUCGACAACUCCCGAAGACAAGGCUCUCCUGGACGCCCUGAAUCCCGCACGCUUCCAAGGCAUUGACGCGGAUCUGCUUGUCCGACAAUCAUUGUCGAAAUAUAACGAUAUCUAUAACCGAGAGACCUAG
Messenger RNA from Penicillium atrosanguineum, 1305 nucleotides. Its product is annotated as NAD(P)/FAD-dependent oxidoreductase. The record is from RefSeq and is a predicted model, not a curated record. NCBI's taxonomy places the organism in Eukaryota, Fungi, Ascomycota, Eurotiomycetes, Eurotiales, Aspergillaceae. Gene Ontology annotation, molecular function: oxidoreductase activity. Gene Ontology annotation, cellular component: cytoplasm. The transcript has a single exon. Bases 1 to 1305 code for a protein of 434 amino acids.